Molecule: messenger RNA, 1281 nt
Organism: Zasmidium cellare ATCC 36951
Lineage: Eukaryota; Fungi; Ascomycota; Dothideomycetes; Mycosphaerellales; Mycosphaerellaceae
Exons: 5
Coding region: 1-1281 (426 amino acids)
Biological process (GO): transmembrane transport
Cellular component (GO): fungal-type vacuole membrane
Molecular function (GO): transmembrane transporter activity
Source: RefSeq, a predicted model, not a curated record
AUGGACACAGAAGCCAGCCCCAAGAUCUCUGAAUUCAAUGUACGAUCGACAUUGGUUCUCGCAGCCAGCGCCCUCGCCCUAUUCUGCACCGCCGGCUUCAUCAAUGCGUUCGGAGUCUUCCAGACCUAUUACACUGUACACUACCUCCCCCAAGAAUCAGCCUUUGAUAUCGCCUGGAUCGGAUCCAUGACCACGUUUUUGUUCUUCGGGCUGGGCUUUCCUGCUGGAUUACUUUCGGAUAAGACCAGUCCCAUAGUACCCAUCAGCAUAGGUGCUGUAUGCCAGGUUGUGGCUGUCUUCAUGAUAUCGCUAUGCAAGAAAUACUACCAGUUCUUCCUGGCACAGGGUGUAUUGCUAGGAAUCGCAAUGGCGCUCAUCACGAUUCCAACGACCUCUGUCGCACCACUGUACUUCCAACGUAACCGCGCCUUCGCACAGGGCAUCUCAGUAGCUGGAUCGUCUCUAGGCGGUGUCAUUUGGCCGAUCAUGCUCGAUCAGAUGCUUAACGCUGAUGGCGUCAGCUUUGGCUGGACAAUCCGCAGUGUCGGCUUCCUGCAGCUGCUGUUUCUGGCGAUUGUCAUCGUUGGCGUUAGACGCCCGAAGACAUUCAAAGCGCCUAAGAAAGAUGUGGAAGAUCAGACAGGGACGGUUGCAGGGUCAGAAGAAGAGAAAGACCAAGCCAAACAGCAGAAGCGCAAGCGUCUCGCGCAUCUUCGGACGCCUUCUUUCAUGUUCCUCUGCGGCGGUCUGGCUAUCUUCUACUUUGGCUUCUUCGCGCCGUUCUUCUACGUCUCGACCUACGCCAUCACGCUGGGGGUCUCCGAGAGCUUCUCGAUUUACCUCAUUGCGAUCCUCAAUGCAGCCUCAUCGUUUGGUCGAAUCCUGCCGGGUUUCAUCGCCGACCGCGUUGGCCAUUUCAAUAUCCUGGUGACUUCCAUGUUCCUGUCGGCGAUUGUUUGCUUCUGUUGGAAGGGAGUGGACAAUGUUGCGGGUCUAGUGGUUUGGUCGGCAGUGUAUGGUUUUGUGUCUGGGGCUGUCCUCAGCCUUCAGAUCGCAUGCGCUUCCCUUGUGUCCACCAAGGAGACUAUGGGCGCAGCUAUUGGGAUCGUGAUGGGAUCGAUAGCAUUAACUGCUCUCUUCGGCACUCCUAUUGCUGGAGAACUUGUCAAGAGCGGAUACCUGGCCCUGUCGAUGUUCGCAGGCGCUACGAUGCUUGUGGGUGCGGUGCUUGUGCUUUUUGCACGUCUUGGAAGGAGUCCCAAGCUGUUGGCGAAGGCUUGA